AUGUUUAAACCAAAAAUGAAAAAGAUCUAUGUUGUUGUACUUGAUCCAAAGUUACCAAAGGAUUAGAGACUCUUGUGUAUAGAAUGUUUAGAGAAUACAGACACAGAUGGCAAAGUUGUAGGGUUUAAAAAAUUAUUUCAUUAAGAGAAGAAAAUUAGAUCAAGAGAUAGAGAAGGUAGAAAAGGUUAUUGUUAACUAAAUAAAGUUAAUUGAAUCAUUGCAUAGUGUUGUCGAUCAAAUGA
Molecule: messenger RNA, 242 nt
Organism: Paramecium sonneborni
Lineage: Eukaryota; Ciliophora; Oligohymenophorea; Peniculida; Parameciidae
Source: the annotation of a GenBank genome assembly